AUGUUAUGUAGAUUUUCUGUUUCUUACUUUUAUUUACCUAUUCCUUUUCUGUUUUUCAUCUUCUUUUUUUCUUUCUUUCUGCUAUACCUGUUAAUUUCUUCCUUCUUUUUUGCUAUUUUCUAUCCAAUUUUCCUCUCUUCCUUUUUUGUUCAUUUUCUCUUUCCAGCUUUCUUUCUUUCAGUUUUUUUUCUGUCUUUCUUUCCUCCAGUUUUUCUGUUUUUCUUUGUUUCUUUGUUUCUUUGUUUCUUUCUUCCUUACAAUUUGUCUUUCGUUCUGUCUUUCUUUCUUGAUUUAUUUAUUUCUUCACUUCUUUUUCUUUCUUCCUUUUCUUCCUUCCUUCCUUCAUUCCUUUCUUUCUUUCUUUCAAUUUUCUGUUUUUCUUUCUUUCUCUCUUGCAGUUUUUCUCGCUUUCUUCCAGUUUUUCUUUCUUUCUUCCUUAUUUAUUUAUUUAUUUAUUCACUUCUUUUUUCAUUUCUUUCUUUCUUUUAUUUCUUCCUUCCUUCUGCCCAUCACUUUCUUACUUCUUUUCUUCCUUUCUUUAUUUCUUCACUUCCUUCUUCAUUUCUUUCUUCUUUCCAUUUUUCUUUCUUUCCUUCUUUUUUCACUUUUUCUUUUUUCUUCCAGUUUUUCUUCCCCCCCCAGUUUUUCCCUCUUUCUUUCUUUCUUUCUUUUUCUUCAUUUCUUUCUUUCUGUAUUUAUUUCUGCCUUCAUUUCUUUCUUCAUUUCAUCCUCUUCUUUUUUCAUUUAUUUAUUUCCUAA
Molecule: messenger RNA, 759 nt
Organism: Acanthosepion pharaonis
Lineage: Eukaryota; Metazoa; Mollusca; Cephalopoda; Sepiida; Sepiidae
Source: the annotation of a GenBank genome assembly